CAGGUGGAUUUGAGAUUAAAACUGCCGUACUUCGAAGAUGAUUUGAUGUCAUUCACUCCAAUAACCACAUUAAAUUUUCUCGGCUGUUGUACUUGUAGUCAUGUCAAGCUUGCAAGUUCCCUGUGAAGGAGGAAAUUACGCUGGUCCAAGCAGAUCCUCGAGGUUAGUUGUCAUGCAGCUUAAUUUUUUUUUGGACGAAAAAUUAAAAGCCAGUGGCAUCAGUCCUGAGCCAACCAAGCUGGACAGACUACUUGAAGAAAUCAUAGAGAGAGCUGAGGCCUGUGAUCAGUCAAGAGAUGAGGAGGAUGACAAAGCAAGAGAGAAAAAACAGAGAGAACAAGAGCAAGCUAAGGAUAUCAGGCUCAAAGCCAUGGAGUCAUUGAGUGAAACAAAGAAACGGUCACUUUCAGAUGGGGAUGGUGAAAAUCAAAACAAGGCCAAAAAGAGGCGAUCCAAUGGAACUGAAAUGGUGGCCUAUUUGAGGGAGCGGGCAACUGAAGAGAAUAGACUAAAAGAAAGAGAUAUAGAAAUAAGAUCUGUGCAGUUGGAGAAAGAGGCUGAGAGGCAACAAUUGCUUGACAAGCAGCAUAACAGCCUGAUGCAACUGCUGUUACAACAGCAGCAGCAGCAACAACAACAACAACAACACUUGGAUAUAUUUCGAGCUACUCUUUUAAAAAUUUGUUUUUUUAACUAUGAUUGUAUUGGCCCCAACUAA
This is a messenger RNA of Stylophora pistillata, 718 nucleotides long. RefSeq lists its product as uncharacterized. The record is from RefSeq and is a predicted model, not a curated record. Lineage: Eukaryota; Metazoa; Cnidaria; Anthozoa; Scleractinia; Pocilloporidae.